This is a messenger RNA of Miscanthus lutarioriparius, 912 nucleotides long. The record is from the annotation of a GenBank genome assembly. NCBI's taxonomy places the organism in Eukaryota, Viridiplantae, Streptophyta, Magnoliopsida, Poales, Poaceae.
AUGCGGCAAUGCAUUGCUGACUCGUGGCCGUUCGUCGUGCCGGCGGCGACGUACGUGCAGGUAUGGUACAGCAAUGUCCCGCACACGAAGCUGGUGGAGGUGAAGGGCCACCAGAACUGGGUGAAGGUGAGCGGACAGUACCUGACCUUCCCCUGCGGCGGCACGCAGUUCAUCCAUGGCGCGCUGCACUACAUCGACUUCCUGCAGCAGUCCGUCCGCGCCGUCGCGUGGGGGAAGCACACGCGGGUGGUGCUCGACGUCGGCUGUGGCGUGGCCAGCUUCGGCGGCUACCUGUUCGAGCGCGACGUGGUGACCAUGUCGUUCGCGCCCAAGGACGAGCACGAGGCGCAGGUGCAGAUGGCGCUCGAGCGCGGGAUCCCGGCCAUCUCCGCCGUCAUGGGAUCCAAACGCCUGCCUUUCCCCAGCAAGUCGUUCGACCUUGUCCACUGCGCGCGGUGCCGCGUCCCAUGGCACGCCGACGGUGCGCCGCGCCGCCUCCCCCAUUCCACUUUGCGUCCUCCUUGUCCGAGAUCCCUUGCUGACGAUGCCGAGAUUGCCGUGUCCCCGUGUAGGUGGCGCUCUCCUCCUGGAGCUGAACCGCGUCCUGCGCCCCGGAGGUUUCUUCGUCUGGUCCGCCACGCCGGUGUACCAGAAGCUGACGGAGGACGUCGAGAUCUGGAAAGGCACCGCGGCGCGCGGUGGCUCUCGGAGUGGCCGCGGCGGGUGCGGACGCCGCCGUACUGGCUCAACGGCUCGCAGGCCGGGGUGUACGGGAAGCCGGCGCCGGAGGACUUCACGGUGGACUACGACCACUGGUGGCGCGUCGUCGACGGGUCCUACCUCAACGGCCUGGGCAUCGACUGGUCCAGGGUCAGGAACCUCAUGGACAUGAGAGCUGCAUACGGAGGGUAA